Molecule: messenger RNA, 1752 nt
Organism: Aspergillus terreus NIH2624
Lineage: Eukaryota; Fungi; Ascomycota; Eurotiomycetes; Eurotiales; Aspergillaceae
Product: MFS transporter
Exons: 2
Coding region: 1-1752 (583 amino acids)
Biological process (GO): intracellular polyamine homeostasis; transmembrane transport
Molecular function (GO): polyamine transmembrane transporter activity
Source: RefSeq, a predicted model, not a curated record
AUGGAGAAAGAUACCAUCUCAGAAUCAAAAUCACCGGAAUUCCCUCCGGAGUAUGGUCGACCGACAUCUGUAUCAUCAUCCACAGGCAAAGGAUCAGAGGUCCACAACAAUCUUGAUCGCAUAUCCCAGGAAUCGGACCUACCACCAGUGAUGGAUGAGAAGGACGUUGGGAUUCCAAACCACUCCCUCUCAGAGGACCCGGAAUAUGAUCCGCCGAUAAUGGUACCGAGACUGAAGCGUAGAGGGCUUUUCGGUCAGUUCACGCUGCUGGCAGAGGUUGACAAUCCGAAGGCCUAUUCCAGAAAGAAGAAAUGGUUCAUCACAUUCAUAGUUGCCGUGGCUGCCAUCACGGCCCCCAUGGGCAGUUCGAUCUUUUUCCGUAAGUUGACUCUCCCCGGACCCCAGUACUCAUGCUUAUCUGGUUUCCUACGUCUAGCGUCCCUUUCCCAAGUAUCCAAGGAUCUCGAUACAACUACCACCAUAACAAACCUGUCCAUUUCCUUGUACAUGUUGAGCAUGUCCAUCUUUCCGCUGUGGUGGUCAUCUUUCAGCGAAAGGCUGGGCCGUCGGACCAUAUAUUUGGUGUCCUUCUGCCUCGUCACCAUUUUCAACAUCCUCAGCGCCAUUUCGGAUUCGAUAGCCAUGCUCAUUGUGAUGCGAAUGUUGAGCGGUGGGGCAUCAGCGUCAGUGCAAGCCGUCGGUGCCGGGACCAUUGCAGACCUUUGGGACCCGCAUGAACGGGGACGUGCUAUGGGUAUCUUCUAUCUCGGACCUUUGUGUGGCCCCUUAUUUGCUCCUAUCGUUGGAGGUGCUCUCGCCCAAGAAUGGGGAUGGAGGAGCACGUUAUGGUUCUCGGCUAUCUAUGGAGGGAUAGCCCUUGUUUUCAUCUUUCUGGCCCUUCCAGAGACCCUCGUUGUCCACAAAGAGCCAGCACCCGCACCUCUCACGAAUGAUGAGCCGCAAGAACCCCUUGGACAGCGACUUAGCCGAGUCUCCUCACGCCAGAUCGUCAGCUUUACGGCAAGAUGGUUGAAACAUCUCAAGAUGGUGUUUAUCGAUCCUUUGAAGAUCGUUCUUUACCUGCGAUUCCCUCCCGUGCUGUUGACGGUAUAUUAUGCAAGCAUCACUUUCGGAUCGCUCUAUGUGUUGAAUGUCAGUAUUGAACAUACGUUCGGAAGUGAUCCGUACAACUACAGUACGCUCAUCGUCGGUCUGCUCUAUAUUCCCAACUCGGUGGGAUAUAUUGUUGCGAGUUUGUUUGGAGGCCGCUGGAUGGACAAUAUCAUGCAACGGGAGGCCAGAAAGGCAGAAAGAUAUGACGAACACGGCAAGCUUAUCUAUCGUCCGGAAGACCGAAUGCGUGAGAAUGCCUGGCUUGGAGCGACACUCUAUCCCGCCGCACUGAUUUGGUAUGGUUGGACUGCAGAUAAGGGCGUCUACUGGCUAGCACCGAUGGUCGCCAAUGUCUUCUUCGGGGUUGGGUCUAUGCUGAUCUUUAGUAUGGUGACCACGAUGUUGACCGAGUUCAUGCCAAGGAAAUCGUCGUCGGGGGUCGCGCUGAAUAACUUCAUGCGGAACAUCUUUUCCUGCGUCGGGUCCUUUGUCACUGCUCCGAUCAUCGAUGCCAUUGGAAACGGCUGGCUCUUUACAAUUCUAGGCCUCGCUGCUUUUGCCAGCAGCUCGGUAUUGAUUAUCAUGAAAGUGUUUGGACCACGUUGGAGGAAAUCCAUGGAUGCAGCAUUGCGCAACUGA